UACAGUUUGUAUACGAGAAUCUGUUCGAAAUGAGUAAACAUUUGGUGAUGAUAAUAAAUAGUAAGUUUUAUUGUGAUUGAUAAUUUUAUUAUUAAAUGACUUGUGAUCGUUACAUUUUUGUGAAUUAGUGUUCCUCUGUUGUGUCUGGUUAUAUGCGAUUUGUUCCGAUAAAUUUAUUGCUGGAUUUGUGAUCUCCAUUGGUGGAACAUAUAAUUCUCUGCCGAAGUUUCUCAUGGUCCCUUCAGUUUCGAUCGUAUCACAGUUUUUGCUAUAGAAUGUGAUGCCUGUAACCGACGUCAAACAAGAAUCGUAGCGGAAAUAGAGAACCCACCUCAAAGCGCAGUACAUUUCCGUUGGUUUUCAUUGUGCCUGAUCAAAGUAACAAAGAGAGUGGAAUACCAUGCGACAUAUACGGUGAUUCAAUAUUAAUUCGAACAAUCUCUACAAUUGAUACAAUCAUCGGGCGAUAACAGGUAAGCAACCAGCAACCAGGCAGCAACCAGGCAGCGGCACUUCGUCCAGAGUCGCGUCUCCUUGUCUCAUGAUCCAUUCAUAAGUUUUAUCGCACGGCGUUGGCGCGGGCGCGCGGGGAUCGGCGAUCACAAGUGUUUAUUUACGCGAUCCGUCCGAACGAUCCGAACAGUUUUCAUCGAGAUCCUGGCGACGGAACAUCUUCGCCGAGUGCGGCAUUUAGCGCCUCGGUUAAUUCGCGACAACUUGUGUAUUGAUUAGAUCAACAUUUGCAAUUUUUGUUUAGAGUGGUGAAUAUUUUUUAGAACAGGUCAUGCCAUCGUAGUCUCAUUCUUCACGGGCUCUGAGAUGGGUGAACAAGAAACGAACAAGCAGCUGCGUGACAGCAUGGAGCACAAGGCAGUUGAUGAGGUAGACUCAUGUGGUAAAAUCUUCGAGGCCAAGGCGCCUCGGAUAGAUUUGAUGAACUUGCUGGAGUGUGACGAGAACAAUGAGGAAUCCAAAAAGUCAGAUGAACCCGAAAAUACCUCCGAUGAACCGAAGAAGCGUUCGCUUUCAGCGGACAACACGGAGACAAGUUUCGGUAGUGGUGGCAAGACGGAUUCUCAGUCCACCACAAAACAAGUACAGUGCAUUACCAACAAUAAUAACAAAACAGUGCGUCGCUUUCAGUUCAAGCGUCCGCAGAUAUUGCGUUCCAAGUCCGUAGACGCGUUAUUAUUAAGUUGUCGUUGCGAUCGUAAAGUGACAGAAUUAUUUAAAUCGUUCGAGCGUUUAGAUUGUGGUAAUACAAAUAACUCAAAUGUGAAUAGUGAAACUGGUGCAAUUGAAAACACAGAAGUGAAAUUGCCAAGUGACCUCAUGACUCGUUCAGAGAUUAUUGGGACCAAUGCUCACAUGCAGGCGAGCGCUGGUCCAGGCCGAAGGGCGGUAAACGCAGUGACACGCGGUCUUAGGCGCCUGGUCAGGAAACACUGCAGCAGUCUGGAUAUUAGCACGCCUGACCCCGAGUUCAAGGUGGCUUAUUUGGGAAAUGUCGUUACUGGAUGGGCUAAAGAAUGUGAUGCCUGUAACCGACGUCAAACAAGAAUCGUAGCGGAAAUAGAGAACCCACCUCAAAGCGCAGUACAUUUCCGUUGGUUUUCAUUGUGCCUGAUCAAAGUAACAAAGAGAGUGGAAUACCAUGCGACAUAUACGGUGAUUCAAUAUUAAUUCGAACAAUCUCUACAAUUGAUACAAUCAUCGGGCGAUAACAGGUAAGCAGCCAG
Molecule: messenger RNA, 1739 nt
Organism: Ctenocephalides felis (cat flea)
Lineage: Eukaryota; Metazoa; Arthropoda; Insecta; Siphonaptera; Pulicidae
Exons: 5
Coding region: 820-1683 (287 amino acids)
Source: RefSeq, a predicted model, not a curated record